CCGCAGCCAAUCACCGCGCAGAACCGCGCAUAAUUAGGAGAACCCCCCGCCCCCUUUCCUCAUGCUUAAAGGACCUAUUGAGCUAUGAAGCUUUUUAGUUUUGUUUUGACUCGCGCGAGCAGCAUCGCAACCGCCGAACCUGCCGAGUCGAGGAUACAGGGGUUGUUGUUAUUGUUGUUGUUGUUGUUCUUCUCCAGGCUAUUUCACGUACUCUUAAACCCGCAGUGAAGAUGAUUUUCGACAAGCUGAAAAAGUUUCAGGUCGUUUUCGACUGUCCGGAUGUUGACUCUCCGCCUGUGUUCAGCAGCGGAGAUGUGGUGUCUGGUCGAGUCGUGCUCGAGCUCAGUGCAGAAGUUAAAGUGCAGUCGGUAAAGCUUCAUGCUGAAGGUUAUGCGAAAGUUCACUGGACGGAGUCUCGCAGUGCAGGGUCCAGCACGGCUUACACGCAGAACUACAGCGACGAGGUGGAAUAUCUGAACCGGAGAGAGGUGCUGCUGCAGGCAGAUAACGGAGAACUGACGAAACUUCCUCCUGGAAGACACGAGUACCCUUUCAGCUUCCAGCUACCCGAAGAGACACUGGUGACUUCAUUUGAAGGCAAGCAUGGCAGCAUUCGCUACUGGGUGAAGGUGAAGCUGCACCGGCCGUGGUUCCCGGUGAAGAAGAUCAAGAAGGAGUUUACGGUCAUCGAGCCCAUCGACAUCAACACGCCAUCGUUACUCGCACCUCAGGCUGGAACCAAAGAGAAGAUGGCUCGUAUGUGGUACCACAACUUUGGACAAGUGUCCGUCACCGCGAAGAUCGACCGCAAGGGGUACACACCGGGUGAAGUGAUCCCGGUCUUCGCCGAAUUCGACAACUCUACUUCCCGAUCUGUGGUACCCAAGGCGUACAUCACUCAGACUCAGACCUUCAUCGCGAGGGGAACCAUGAAGCAGAAGCAAUCCGUUGUGGCCACUCUGUGUGGAGAUGUAGUGGGAGCGCGGCGCAGAGAGACCUGGCACGGUCGCGCCAUCAAGAUCCCUCCGGUCGGUCCUUCCAUCCUCCAGUGCCGCAUCAUCAAAGUGGAAUACAUGCUCAGGGUGUGCGUGGACAUUCCUGGCACCUCAAAGCUGUCUCUGGAGCUGCCCCUGGUCAUGGGGACCAUCCCUCUCCAUCCAUUCGGCAGCCGCACCUCCAGCGUCAGCAGCCAUUACAGUCUGAACCUGGACUGGCUCCGCAUGGCCAUCCCCGAGCAGCGUGAAGCCCCUCCUGACUACAGCUCGGUCGUCACCGAAGAGGAAGCGGAGCAGAAUUCUGCAGCCAGCCGUAUUGAGGAGGACCUCAGCGCGGUGAUGGAGCGCCCCUUCAUGGCGUAUGUGCAGGAAUUCCGCUUCAGGCCACCUCCGGUAUACAGCGAGGUGGACCCGAAUCCUCAGCCCGUCAACAUGAGACCACGCUGCAUGACAUGUUGAACUUCACGCUGAGCAUCUCACGGUGAUGUCAUGAUUUGAAACCAAGCAGAGAUUUGCGUUCUGCCAGAGGCUCUGGAUCUCUGAGAUUGGCCCACGCCCCCCCCCCGGGGAGCCGAGUUCAUCGCCUUAGGAUAUGUGCACUGACACCGGUUAAGGACGAGAAGGAGGAACUGUCUGGAUUGAUCGUCAGAUGGAUUCCCGAGUCUUCGCAAGAGAGAAAACGUAGAAGUGCUGCAAGAUGGAUGGAUUUUUUUCCGAUCGUGUAUCUGUCUUUAACCUGUCUCCGAGUAGACUUCGGUCAAUGCCCGCUAAUGAUUAACAACCUCCGAAGCUCAUUUGGCGUAUUUGGUGUUACAGAGGCGGCUCGACUGAGAGAGGUUUGCUUGUGCAGAAGCCUUUUUUAAAAGUAACGCCUAACCAUGUUGGCUGAAUGUUUCAGGUGACUUUUCUGUACUUAAAGCCACUCCAUAUCCUGUAAUCAGCAUCUGAUAACUGGAGCAAUAAUGCUUUAAACGACAAACCAUCGCUGGUAGUCGAAGUGCUUCCGAAUGCAUUGUUUCUCCUUUUGUAUAUCUAGCAUCAAGAAUGUAACGUUGUUAUUCGAAGCUCUUUUUGGUGUUUGUUGUGUGCGGGUUGAAAAAAGAGAGAGAGAGAGAGAGAGAGAGAGUUGUGCAUAUUUAUUUAGACCUGCCUUUGAUAUGCACGUGUGAUACUGGGCAAAAAUCUGUCUUUCAUGAAAAUCCUGGAAGCAGGAUGUUUUUCUGAAUAUAAAACUUGCCCAUGAUGAAGAGAGAAUUCAAUGCUGAUAGCAUGAACACGAACAUAAAUAUUUAAGGCUUUAACGUGACUGUAACAAGGUGCUUUUUUAUUUUUUUUUAUUUUUUUUUUUUUCUCUCCCAGUGGCGUUCUGAUUAUUACACUGCUGUAGCAGGCACAAACAGUCUUACAGUCAUUAGCUGGAUAACAAGCCACGUUUGUUCAAGGUGCCGUUUCCUCUUGUUACAACAGCAGCGCGACUGGGUACAGGGAUUAUGCACGACGAUGCAUUAAGCUUUAAACUUGUUCUACCACUCUGAAGUGUACUUAACAUUCCAAAGACGGCUAAUUCAAUUCCAAAUUGUGAAAAACAACAUCAGGUAAUAACACAUUGAAUGUACUGUUUAUGGCACUCAUGGAGAAUGAAUGUAUUUUGUAAGGUUUUUUUUUUUUUUCUUUCCAUGUCAAAAAUAUAUUUUCUUAAUUGUUUUCUAAUAAAAGUGAAACAAGUCAGAUUUGC
This is a messenger RNA of Ictalurus furcatus (blue catfish), 2730 nucleotides long. RefSeq names its product arrestin domain containing 2 (gene arrdc2). The transcript has 8 exons. NCBI's taxonomy places the organism in Eukaryota, Metazoa, Chordata, Actinopteri, Siluriformes, Ictaluridae. Gene Ontology annotation, cellular component: cytoplasm; plasma membrane. The coding region runs from base 231 to 1454 and encodes 407 amino acids. The record is from RefSeq and is a predicted model, not a curated record. Gene Ontology annotation, biological process: protein transport.